This is a messenger RNA of Felis catus (domestic cat), 2278 nucleotides long. RefSeq names its product cystinosin, lysosomal cystine transporter (gene CTNS). Lineage: Eukaryota; Metazoa; Chordata; Mammalia; Carnivora; Felidae. The transcript has 12 exons. Gene Ontology annotation, molecular function: L-cystine transmembrane transporter activity. Bases 193 to 1359 code for a protein of 388 amino acids. Gene Ontology annotation, biological process: L-cystine transport. The record is from RefSeq and is a predicted model, not a curated record. Gene Ontology annotation, cellular component: lysosomal membrane.
GGGUGGCUCUAUCCCAGUGCAAGUCUGAACCUCUUCCCCGCCUUCUGGUUAGUUGCCGCCUGAAUCCAGGUCGCGGAGUUUGCAGUCUACUUUGGAGAGAGGAGAUGCUGAGAAGGCCCUUCCAGAAACUCCAGUUGAUGUGCUGAGCGCGGGUCUGGGCUCUGGGGAACUGGUUCUUUGAAAUUGAAGAACAUGAUAAGCAGUUGGCUGAUGAUUUCUAUCCUUCUUCCCCUGAAGUUCAUAGAGAAAUGUGAGUCGACAGUCGAUCUCACUGUUCCUCCCACUGUGAAGCUGGAAAAUGGAAGUUCGGCCAACAUCAGCAUCACCCUUCAGCGUCCAUUAAAUGCAACCUUGGUGAUCACUUUUCAAAUCACAUUUCGUUCAAAAAAUGUUACUAUCCUUGAGCUCCCUGAUGAAGUUGUGGUGCCUCCCGGCGUGACAGAUUCCUCUUUUCAAGUGACGUCUCAAAAUGUUGGACAACUUACUGCUUAUCUGCACGGAAACCAUUCCAACCAGACCGGCCCGAGGAUCCGCUUCUUGGUCGUCCACAGCAAUAUCGUUAGCAUCAUAAACCAGGUGAUUGGCUGGAUUUACUUUGUGGCCUGGUCCAUUUCCUUCUACCCUCAGGUGAUCACCAACUGGAGGCGGAAAAGUGUCAUUGGUCUAAGCUUUGAUUUCGUGGCGCUGAACCUGACAGGCUUCGUGGCCUACAGCGUGUUCAACAUUGGCCUCUUCUGGGUGCCCUACAUCAAGGAGCAGUUUUUCCUCAAGUACCCCAAUGGAGUGAACCCCGUGGAUAGUAACGACGUCUUCUUCAGCCUGCACGCAGUCGCCCUCACCCUGGUUAUCAUGGUGCAGUGCUUCCUGUACGAGCGAGGCAGCCAGCACGUGUCCUGGCCUGCCAUCAGCUUCCUGGUGCUCUCGUGGCUCUUUGUGCUCAUCACCAUGAUUUUGGCUGCAGUCGGGGUAACCACGUGGCUGCGGUUUCUCUUCUGCUUCUCCUAUAUCAAGCUCGCGGUGACGCUGGUCAAGUAUUUUCCACAGGCCUACAUGAACUUUUACUACAAAAGCACCGAGGGCUGGAGCAUUGGUAACGUGCUUCUGGACUUCACCGGGGGCAGCUUCAGCCUCCUCCAGAUGUUCCUCCAGUCCUACAACAAUGACCAGUGGACACUGAUCUUUGGAGAUCCAACCAAGUUUGGACUCGGCGUCUUCUCCAUCUUCUUCGACAUUGUCUUCUUCAUUCAGCACUUCUGCUUGUACAGAAAGAAACCAGGGCUUCAGGCAGCACACACGGGUUCUGACAGCCGUCCCAGGCAGGAUUGGGUGCUGAGCUUGGAGCCGAAGGCCUUGACCUAAACAACCAGUGUUUCUGGGAGCAGCUUGAAGGACUGAUCCUGCAGUUGUGAACCAAGGGCGUUUUGCUGCCACUGCCGUGUUCCCAGAGACCAAGCAGCCUGGUGACGUGGCCGGUGGACUCAGAGGUGCUGGUGCUGGUGGCAGAGGGGAUAGGAUAUUGGGGUCAGGCCUUUGGGGUCCCUUCUCUGAAGGCCACAUUCUCUGAGCACUCACCGUCCUGACACUCCUACGUAAUUCAACUCCCACAACUUAAUCGCAGGUGGCCCAGGCCAGGGUCUGGCAAAGAAACUGUAUUUCUGAGCCUUGAAGUGCCCAACAGAUUGGUUCUGAGCUAGGCUUAUGCCCAAUCCCUCUGGAUCUUUAUCACACUAACCCCUUUUGGAUUUUUUUGAGGGAUGUUUUGGAAGUAAGUAGCUUAAUUUCUUCACCUUCUGCCUACCUCCACUUUCCCAGAGUCCCGGGGCCCCACGUAAUCCCCUUCAACUGCUCCUCAUCCUGCAUCUGGAGUAUGGGAUGGACACGCACGCGCUCACACACACACACACACACACACAAACACACAAACCUGUGCCUUAGAGGCCUGUAAGACCUGCCAAUUGGUGAGUAUAGCUCCUCUACAGGGGAAGACUGGCCCCCUUCCCUCACUUCCCCCAGAUUCCUACCUGAGCCUCACCAAUUUUUUGGCUGUUCAGGAGCCUGAGCCUGACAUACGGACUUGAAACCACCUCACACAAUCCUCAUGGGCCCAACCUUUAUUCCAAACCCCCUUCUCUUCUAUCCCAGGCAGCUCUCCUUCCUGUGGCAGGAGGGGAGUGUCCCAGGAUGUGCCUUGUCAGUUCAUUCUCAAGACUUUUUUACUACGAGAUCAAUGUGAGGUGCCUGUAUCCUUAAUUAAAACCUGAUUUGUUUCCUGUCUGCA